UGCUUUUAUCGAUGCUCAUGGACGAAGCAGAACAUGACAGAGGUGGCGAAGCAAGAAAUGACGCUGACGAGGCUGACCGAAGGGAUAACAAUGAUGGAGCUCGUACACAAGAGCCCAAGAGUGAGGAGGUCAUCUGUGAAGUCGACAGCUUUAAUGCUGCAUCACUGUCGGAAUCCUCCUGUCCGGCCCCAAUUAAUGAUGAGAUUGGCCUCUUGCUGCCAAAGCGCGAGCCUGAGGAAAUUGUCUGUGCGGUCGACUGCUCGGACGGCUAUUUUCCGACCCACAUUGAUUCGAGUGACGCUAAUCUGGGACCCUACUCUCCCAAGAGUGAAAUGGCGGAGCUUGGCAUUACAACCGAGGGCUCCUACGGCCCUUCACUGUUUGGCCGUCCCGGUAAUGCUACCAUGGCUGGGCCGAAUUCGCCCGGGUUCAUGAACUGUUGGUGGGAUCCAUCUGCGAUGAACAGUAACAUGCCCAUCACGGGGCCGCUCGCAGGUAAUGUGGCCGAAUCGAAUUCGUCGGGAACCCUGCGUUGCUGGUGGGAUCCAUCCAUCGUCAACAAGGUUAAAGAUAAAGCCAACAAAAGCACUUCCGUGCCUGUGCCGGUCUUCUGUUGCGAGAUGUGUGGCGAUUGCUUCGCGGCAGUAGAGCACCUAAAUAGGCACAGGCUGUUGACGCAUACGGAGAAGCCCCAAGGAAGGCAUCAGUGCGCCCUGUGCCCCUACUCUAGUAAUAGAAGGCACGACGUGGACGCGCACGAGCGCACUCACAACGGCGUGAAGCCAUUCGUGUGCCACCUGUGCCACAAAGGGUUCGUCCAGCGUUCCCAGCUGCACGUGCACCUCAAGAGCCACAGCGGCGAGAGGCCACACGAGUGCAUGGAGUGCGGCAAGCGGUUCGUGCUCCUCUCGCACCUUGACUACCACCGGAACAACGUGCACGGCAACGCCGAGAAGUCUCACGUGUGCCCGCAGUGCUGGCCGCGGCUUCGUGCGGCGCGCCGUGCUCGGUCGGCACAUGCUCUCGCACGAGACGGAGAAGCCACAUGUCUGUUCGGUGUGUGGCAGGACGUUUUCGCGGCUGGACAAUGCCAAGACUCACCUGCGGCGGAAGCACCCGGAUUCCGACGGAGACAUUUACACCACGCCGGUGGGGAACUUGUUGGAGGAUGUGCCGCGCUACGGCGCGUUAAACGAAGGCCGGAGAGAUCACUCCUCUGCGCUGUAUGAAAGCGCGCCGUCGAACAUUCUUGGUGUUGCCGGGGUUCUGGAAACGCCAGACUCAAACAGCUUGCAUACGCUAAGCAAGCCUUAAUAUAGUACGUAGACAUUUACACCAUGCCAGUGGGGAACCUGUCGGAGGACGUGCCGCGCUAGGGCACGUUAAAUGAAGGCCAGGGAGAUCGCUUCUCCACGCUGUAUGAAAGCACGCUGUCGAACAUUCUCGGUGUUGCUGGUGUUCUGGAAAUGCCAGACUCGAGCAGCUUGCAUACACUAAGCAAACCGUAAUGUAGUCCCCCCCUGAAAAAAGAAAAGUAGAAUUGGCUGCAGAGAGCGUGUGCGUGAGAACGUGAAGGUGCUCACAUGAAACACAAAAAUAGUGACAAAUUGUUCGAAGUUUGGUUGCCGACUGCUCUCAGACAAGGUGGUUGAAAAAAGAAUAGUUCAUGUUCAGCACACAUGCAUACCUUUGACUUUCUGUUGUUUAUAAACGUGCGGCUGGUGUUCUAAGCGGCAACUUACGUUUCUUCCACGAUAGGCAGGAGUGAUUGUAAAUAGUAAUGAAAUGGUGACAGAAACCCGACACAUGGCAAAAAGGCAACAGAUUUUGUACUUUUAAGGCACCUAUUGGGUUUCGGACGUUAAAGGGGUCAUGAAGCACCCCUUGGGCUUGUUGAAAAAACACAUCCUGCGGAAAGCUGACACGGCUAUGAACUGCUCAGUCAAAUAUUGCAGUCGUGCGCGCUGCGUAAAGGCAACAAGUCGAGCGCGAAGUUGCUGUUUUCUCAGGCGCCCUCUUUUCAAACAGAGGCCGGUUCUCACUCUCGUUGGUGGGCGGGGCGUCUGCUGGUUGACGUCGCGUAUCUGCUUCGCCACGUCGCAAAAGACAUAGCAUCCUCAUAGGCCGAUAGCCGACAUAAAUCGAGAGUGGCUUUCGGAUCAGAUGUGCUUCUUGCCACGGGGUGCCGCCACUUGCCUGCGCUGCACUCCUCAGUCUGCUAACUUUACACGGUAGCCGCACUCGCGCAUGCGAAUCACAGCGGGAGAGCGAUCGCGUUUCAUGACGCGCGCUGAUGUAACUUCUUACCCCCGUGCCAUCCCUCCCUGUGUAGCUUCCAGUGCGCUCGUCGGCACGAGAAAAGAGAGAAAGCGCUGAGAGCGUGCGCCAAACCCCCGUAACUCCGCUCAUUCUUGAUGGAUUCGAGAAAUUUUUGCGGCAAUUGAUUCGGGAGGCAGUAAACUCCGAUACUGAGGUCAUUACAUCCUUACUUGGAAAUGUGGUUCAUGACCCCUUUAAGGUACACGUGGAUACAACUGGCUGUAUUACCACAGCAGCCAGGCGAAAUGCUAGAGGUCCAUGUACAGGUGCCCACAAAAUAAUUGGGAGCUCCAGACUUGUGACCCCUCGUCGGCGGAGCACACAGUAGAAAAAUACAGCCAUAGGUCAACGCGUGUGCGGCAUCCCUAGCAAGCAAGCCUCGCUCUCUAGUGUAUCUAGAUAGGCACUGCCUUGCGUUAAAAGAACAUGCGGUUUGUCCUGUCAGCGCUGUGACAACACAUCAGAGGGGAUUUGGACCUGUAGGCUAUAGCGUGCUCACACUCUGUGCAGCGUAAUCCCUAAACGCACGUGUAAUCCUUGUGGCAUGACCUUAAUUGACUCUUAAUUGUGAACUCUUAGUUAAUGAACCCUUAUUAGGUAAUGGACUUCAAUGAAAUCUUAAUUAUCUGAAUUUGGUGGAACCAGUCUUAUCACAGAGUGCCGAAUUGAUGUUAAUUAGUCUAUUACUUUUCACGUCCCUUAAUUACUUUUAAUUAUUGGUAAUUAAAUUUCUUGACUUAAUAAUCCACUUUAGCACGCCUUAAUAAAGGUGAUGUGUGAUAUCCGUAUUUGGUCUUAUUAAUUACCCUAAUUAUUUUUAAUUUGUCUUUGGACUCUUGAAUUACUCAUAGUUACUUGGUGCCUGAUUCACUUUUACAUGGUUUAUUCAAUGGUAGAGGUGCAGUAUGGUGUUUUCUGAUUUUUGCGACCACAAGUGUGGUCAACAACGAGCGGCCGGACGACCACGGCCACAUUCUGCGACUAAUGAGCCAGUUGGGCAUUUCGCUUUGAAAGGCGCCGGUGACCAUUAAAGCGCAUGCACGCGUGUGUAUGCUCCACCGCAUGCUCAAGCUUGCAUAUAGCGUUUUAAAGAUUGCAUUCGCGCAGCCCCCCUGUGAAAAUAUUAAAGGCACCAACUCUAUUUUUUUUUGAGCUAGGCAACAUCUAUUUAGAUGCAGUGGCGAGCGAGGCGAGCUAGCUAGGGAUAUCACGCAUGUGCAGAUCCUGGCACUACUUUUUCACUGGUGCGCUCCGCCGACGAGCAGCCACCAAUCCAUCGCUGCGAAUUAUUUUGUGGGCAUCUCUACUGUGCGAUGUCAGUGCAUGUUAAAGAACACCAGAUGGUCAAAAUUUCCGAAGCCCUCCAUUCCGGUGUGAUGCGUAAUCAUAUCGUGGUUUUGGCACGUAAAACCUCAGGUGUAUUAUUAUUAUACUACCAGAGCAGGCAUAUACUUAGCACAUCCCCAUACACAAGUGCCUUGUAAGUGAUGUCCAAUCUACGAAAGCUUGUAGGCAGUAAGGGUCAGACAUACACAAAGUCUUCAGUUCUGUGUGCACCGCUUUGAUUGAUUGUUGUCGGCAAGGAACUUGGGGUUAAUGAGUCUGGCCGAUCAGGAAAAUUAAGGCCAACGAAAUUCGUCGCAACCUGCUGUUAACACACGCAACUUCGCUUCCUCAUUCCUCGUAACAGACCUGAAAGCUUCAUUCACUUGUGCUAAGAAGUGAAAAAAUUCAGAUCAGUGUGCGUGCGGGAAGUCUAUGCAUUAACUGCAGCCCGGAAGUGCCGAUAAUGCAGUAGUGUAAUUGUGAUGUCAUUGUUAUGUGCCUCCGAGAUCGGUGGUGUGCACAGCCCUCUCUUGGUGGAGUGGGGGGGAGGAAUGUCUGAGAGAUGCCCAGUGUGGUGGUGUUAUUCCUGCCCUCAUCGUCAUCUAUUUAAUCUUUUUAAAAGUUUUCCCGUUUCGUCUUCCCACGUUCAUAGUAGCAAGGCAGAGCAUACUAGCUUACAGUGAUUAUUUCUUUGCUGUGAUGAAUUCCUUCCUGUGGAAUUGUACGAAUUCUUCAUUGUUGGUGGUUUCCACUCCGCAACACUGGUGACUGCUUGUCAUAUUGUGAACAAGGUGAAUUAGUGUCCACAAUGACUGAGGGCACGAACGCAUAUUAAAGAAAUGAUCAUCAACAUCCAUGUUUUUCAUGCUGAUUUGCAAGUCCUUUCUAGUAGUACACGUUUAGGGGCUAGGUGGUGCAUUGAUUCUAAAAGGCUGGAUUGCGCAAAAGA
Rhipicephalus sanguineus (brown dog tick) is the source of this 4594-nucleotide messenger RNA. RefSeq names its product zinc finger protein with KRAB and SCAN domains 5. NCBI's taxonomy places the organism in Eukaryota, Metazoa, Arthropoda, Arachnida, Ixodida, Ixodidae. The coding region runs from base 12 to 1229 and encodes 405 amino acids. Gene Ontology annotation, cellular component: nucleus. The transcript has 8 exons. The record is from RefSeq and is a predicted model, not a curated record.